AAAGACUCUCUCCUCCCCUCCCUCCCUCUCUCUCUCUCUCUCUCUCUCUCUCCUACUCACAAUUCUCCCUAUUGAAUUUCAACUACUUUCUCUCUCAUAAACUUAUUUCAUCUUCAUUUCAAAUCGAAACAUUUUCUAUCUCUUAGAACCAACUCAAUGGGAAGCGCUCUAGAUUUCUAUGAAGUCCUCAACAUCCCAAAAAAUUCUACCCCUGAAGAAAUCCGAAACGCCUAUAAAAUACUCGCCAAGAAAUGGCAUCCAGAUAAGCACCCUCCUUCAUCUAAGCUUGAAGCUGAGGCCAAGUUCAAAGCCAUUACUCAAGCUUAUGAGGCACUUCAUGACCUUUACAAGGGUGGAGGCAGCCUGAAGCCAGAGAAAAAGCGGGAGGAGCCAGUCCCCAAAUAUGCUAGUACUCCAGGACGAAAUUUCAAGGAUUUUGCUUAUCCAAGAGCAAAUUCAACAAAUUUUAAAGAUUUUAAUUACUCAAGCAAACCAUUUGCAACACCGAAUUAUACAAGGACUCCCGGGAGAGAUCUUAAGGAUUUUUAUUACUCAAAGGGACCGGCAGCAACAACAGCAGCAAAUUCGCAGCCCCCUUGGCCUAAAUCUUUUUCCGGUCAGCUUCGAAGGAAGCCACCACCAGAGGAGAGAAAGCUCGAGUGCACAUUGGAGGAGCUCUGUCGAGGAUGUUUAAAGGAGAUUAAGUUCAGUCGAGAAGUUGUUGGGAAGAAUGGGUUUACUAUCCGAAGGGAAGAAUCAGAGACAAUCAAAGUGAAACCGGGAUGGAAGAAGGGGACAAAGAUCACAUUCGAAGGAAUGGGGGAUGAGCGUCCAGGCUUCCUUCCAUCUGAUAUCAUCUUCUUAGUCACAGAAAAAGAGCACCCAACAUUCAAGAGAUCAGGCAACAACUUAGUGCUUAAAGUCGAGAUCCCCCUUGUCAAUGCCUUAACAGGAUGGACAUUCUCUUUUCGACAUCUAAAUGGUGAAAAGAUGACAUUUUCUCUUCAUGAUGAAAUCAUAUACCCAGGCUAUGAGAAGGUGAUUCAAGGCCAAGGGAUGCCGAUAGCUAAUGAGAAGGGGCAGAGAGGAGAUUUGAGAAUAAAGUUUCAGAUUGUGUUUCCUACUCAGUUGAGUUCGGAGCAGAAGUCUAGCAUCGUUGAGAUACUAAAGGGUGCCACUUGAUCAUCAUUAUCAUGUCUUUUACACUUGUGAAAAUUGCUUGUAAAAAUGGUGGAUUUGUAUUGAGAGUAUAAAUUCUGCACGUUGAAGAAAAUAUUGUGAUAGAAGUGUUAGGAAAAAGUAAGCUCUCGGAGGUAAAAUUUGUGAUCUUGGUUUCAUGAUUGCUUUUGUUAUUCUCUAUGAACCUUUUUGUUUAUAAGUUGUUGCUUUGCUUGA
This is a messenger RNA of Asparagus officinalis (garden asparagus), 1395 nucleotides long. RefSeq names its product dnaJ protein homolog 1-like. The transcript has 3 exons. Gene Ontology annotation, cellular component: cytosol. Bases 157 to 1182 code for a protein of 341 amino acids. The record is from RefSeq and is a predicted model, not a curated record. Lineage: Eukaryota; Viridiplantae; Streptophyta; Magnoliopsida; Asparagales; Asparagaceae. Gene Ontology annotation, molecular function: protein-folding chaperone binding.